GCAAUUUGAAUUUUCAAAUGCAGCGUCUAGCUUUAUCAAGGAUAUAUUAUCCAACGGAACAUGUUUUUCCACCAUUAUCAUUUACUUAGAAGCAGGAUUAUGUCCAUAUGCAUGUUCCAGGGCUGGCUCAAAGAAAAGUGGCAGGUGAUUUCCAUAACAAUGGUGCUGGGUGACCUCAGACCCAGUAAUUGUUAGAGCGGCCUCUAUCUCGCAACAACACCCAGUCUAUUGUUGUCAGUGGGAGUCGUCUCCAGUGGGACGAUUGAGCUGGAAUAUUUGUGUGUCUCAGGUUCUGAAUGUUGGACACAACAGCUGCAAGAAGUCAGCCAGAUUGCCAGUUUUUACGUGGCUAAUUGGUUAAAAUUGUUCUUAGAUUAGAACAGAUAGAUUUCUUUAGUUGGGCAGUGUCUGACUUAGCCUUGGACGUGCCCGACCUAUUCAAAUGGUCUAAAUUCUUCCCCUUUCAAGGCAUAUUUGGGAUUACAGUAUAGCCUAGUUUGCGUGAGUCUUGUAAUCCCUGUUGUCACCAUGUCUGUUGUUGGCGACUACUAUGGGGAGACGGCCAUGUACGGCCCUGCGUUGCGGGACGACGACAUGGAUCGCCAUUUCUACUGGCACAAGAUCCAGGUCCGCGUGAUCUCGGUGCUAUGGGCGAUCUUCACGGUCUGCUGGGCCAUCAUGAACAUCGUGGUGUUUGUCCAGCCCUUCUGGAUUGGAGAUAGCAACACCACUCCGAUGUCAGGGUACUUCGGCCUGUUCCAGUACUGCCUGGGAGGCGCGACGCCGACGCUGACUUGUAGCGGAAGGUUUGACGACUUUAGCUCCAUCCCAUCCGAUGCCUUCCGUGCGUCUGCGUUCUUCGUCUUUUUCUCCAUCCUCAUGGUGAUGAUCGUGAUCAUCUUGAUGUUCCCGUACUUUUGCCUGGUGUACAUCGAUGACCGGCGGGACGUUAGCAAGCCCCCCAGCCGUGCUCACGUCGUCAUCAUGAUCGUUUGUGGGGUGCUUCUGCUCAUCUCUGCCCUGUGCAUGUUCCUGGCCUGUGUGAUCUACCCUGCUGGUUGGGACAACUCUCUAGUAGCUGGACUGUGUGCCAAUGGUGCAGAGAAGUACCAGCAAGGGGAGUGCACCAUCCGCUGGGCCUACAUCCUCGCCAUUAUCGGUAUCUUCGACGCAGCCAUCCUCGCAGCCCUCGCCUUCUUCCUGGCCGACCGACAGGAGAAGCUGGCCUUUGCCUCUCACGGACUGAUCAAUGGAGGCCCCGCCGCCUAUGGCAUGGGUGACCGUGCCUCCAUCUCUGGACGUUCCAUCGGAUCCAAGCGCUCGUUCCAGCCGGCUCCGCUGGCUCCUGAACCCACCGAGGCCUACAACUACCACGCUGAGCCCAUGCCGCUGGACCGCCGCACCUACCAGUCCAAACGGCGCGGCUCUGGUGCCGGGUCACAGAUCAGCAGCAGCGGAGCUUUUUACCUGUAAUGCACGACACACCUGUGCACUGAUCACCCUUCAUAUGUGAUGUCUUUACUAUGAAGUAUGUAAUGAACUAGCACAAGGCACAUAUUUAUGUUUAUGCUACCGUCAGUAAUUAGUGGAGGUAUAGCCAUCCUGCCAUCAGUAGAAAAGUUGCCUUGUCCCUUCAUUUUGUUGUGAAUUUGGCAUCCUGUUGCAUUACUUUUAAAAUACUUACAGAAAAUAUCACAGAUAUUUGAGAUAAUAUCACCUUUAUUAUAACCAGGAAUAUAAUAUUAGUAUUGAUAAAUGAAUGAUCUAAAGCAUCUCUGAUCCAAUUUCAAAGCUUGGUGGCAAAGUCACUUACUGUCUACAAAAGCAAUUGAUGAUAGGGACCAAAUACAAAUACUUACUUUGUAACAUCAAACAUUUUAACGAGAAAAAAAACAGUUGUUACCCUUGAUAUUUUUUAGGAAAGUUACUUAAAAAAUUAUUAUCAUUGAGAACAUAUAUAAUUUUAACGAUUUAUACAAGGAUUUCAUACAACUGACUUCUCUAUACUAAUUAGUCAAAUUAGAUCCAUGUAUAACUUUCCUCAAAAGCUGUUAUUCAUCUGUUAUUUCCAUAGUGGCAGCUAUAGUAAGAUGUUUGGAGCUGUAUUAGUGCAGUAUUAUCCGGCUGUCUCAUCUUUGUGUGGGUGCAGCUUAGCUUGCUGAGGUGUUUUAAACUUUGCACUUUUUAGACAUUUUAUCAUGAGUGCUACCAGUUUUAUUUCUUACAAAUGUUGCACAAAAAUAUAUUAUUUCUGAAGCCUUGUAGAUGUUUAUUUUAUUGUCAUUCUGUUAAUGUAAUAUAUUAUGUUAUAUUAGUAUAUAUAAUACAGUAUGCUUUUGUAGUUACAUAGUACUUAAUAUUUAUGUGUAUUGCCAGUAUAUACAGGGUAUAGUGAUACUGGAGAAUAGCAUUUUGAUUAUCAUGAAAGUUGUAGCUCUGCAUGAUAAAUGCUUUAGAUGAUACCACUCCACUGCAACAUAGUCAAGUUCUAUGGAAAACAUUUAUAACUUUUGAAUGAUAUCCUUUUACUGAUUUUACUGAAGUUCACUUCUAUAGGUUGCUAAGCCUUGUUAAACUAUUUGUAGGUAGAUGAAUAUUUUAUUCAUUAUCCAAUACAGAUACAGCAAAACUCAGAAUGUAGAUUGUCUAGUUAAAAAAAACACUGUCAACUGUAAUUGUGGAGAGACCUUUUUCCCUUCUAAUUACAGUAUAUAGUAGAUAGACAUGUGUAUUUAGAAAAAAAUACAAAUUGUACCCUUUUGAAGCUUCACAUUCCAUCAUAAAGCCGGGGCCACACAGCAAGAAAAUAGCUCGCCUGACAUUUGAGAACAUUUUCGGCAGCUAUCUGGUGAGGUUCCUGUAUCACACGCAGUUUUGCUAUCAGCCGAUGAUUGCAGGUCCAAAUUUGAUAUGAUAACUUUCAAGCAAAAAGUGUGCUCAGCACUUUGCUGAUUUUGAAAUUUGACAACCUUUUGGCAGUCAACAAAUUCAGCCAAAGGUUGUUGAAAGUGUGACACCGGCAAUAAUAUUGGAGAGUUAUGUAAGAGAGGUAUGAAACCAUAUCAGGAGAGGCCCGUGAAGUGUCUCAAUAACCAUUUUUUAAGAACUGGAUUUGGUUUGUACAUCAGUGUGGCGGUGUUUUCUCUGAGUCACCCUUUUAAUAAAUGUGUAGAUACGCCUA
Molecule: messenger RNA, 3181 nt
Organism: Branchiostoma floridae (Florida lancelet)
Lineage: Eukaryota; Metazoa; Chordata; Leptocardii; Amphioxiformes; Branchiostomatidae
Product: LHFPL tetraspan subfamily member 3 protein-like
Exons: 3
Coding region: 529-1473 (314 amino acids)
Biological process (GO): sensory perception of sound
Cellular component (GO): plasma membrane
Source: RefSeq, a predicted model, not a curated record